GACAUUCCUCCUUUUUCCUUCGUUCGUUCCUUGAAAGCUAUUUAUGAAACUGAAAACUGUCCGGUGCUGAACGGUGCUGAACUUAAGCGGUGCGGAAGAAAAUGGAGCCGAAAAACGAUCCGGAGAGGCGCCAGCAUGUGCCGUACAUCCUUAAUGGGGAACUAUACCGCAUCGAGAACCAGGUGGGCGAUAAUGUUACGGUCAAGUGCUGCUACUGUCCGCCGGAUCGGAUUUAUCGCGGCAGCGUGCGCUCAACUGGUAAUUUUCACAUGCAUAUUAAGAGGCGUCAUAGUUCGUUGUUGGGCAAGCUUCACGAAAUGAAAGUGGCUGCUCUGGAGGAGCGCCGUGAUCGCAUCAUGAAGAACCGGCGCUUUGGAAAGCCGCGCAAGAAGACCCCAACACCAACCCCAGUGACCCCUACGCCAUCUACAAGUACAGCUGCGCAGAGCAGUUCUGGCGUUUUUCUGGAAAUUCCGACUCCGGCUGGAAAUGAAAGCCACGAGUUGAAGAUCAAAACGGUGUUCCAGCGCCACAAGCAAGAGCAAGAGGGAGCCACUCGCAGGUCCGGAGAUUCAACUUCAGAUAACGCCGUCCCAGCUAAUCCACCUAGUAUCUCCAACAGCCUUGGUGUUCUGGUUCAGGAUCUCCCUAAUAUCUCGGUUGAGGGACAGCCUUCCGGUUUGACCCCUUCUACUGCUGCUAGUGUGUCCUAUUUGGGUCGUCCAGUCAAGCCGGAGCAACAGGGCGGUUCUCCAUUCCUGUCUGAUCAGCCGGCAGCCAUCGACUUGAGCAGGGCUCCAUCGUUGCAGGGCGAAAGCAAAUCCGGUGGCUCGCUGACCUCGUCGAUGGAGGACGUCUCCAUGGAGUACUCGCGGUCUCAAUCUCUCUCACAAUCGAUGUCAUUGACCCACUUCCUGGACCACCCCCAGCGCGAUGUCCUGCAACGCUUGGAGCGCACGAUGGCCCAAAUAAGCCAGGAAUUGCACUGCCGCAACCGAAUCGAGCACAACCGCAUGCUGUUGGAGGCGGCCAAGUUCAAGUUUCUGAAUCCCAAUUUUCAAUUUGAGCCCACUCUGUAAGAGGGUUGUCUUUCAAACCGUUAAAGUGCCUUAAAGACAUUCUUUUGUAAACAUUAAGAUUCGGGAUCAAUCUCAUUCUAUAAACGGCACAUUUAAAAGCUAUGAUAAUGAAAUCAAUAUAUUUGUAAAAUUUAGGAAUAACUGUAUAUAU
This is a messenger RNA of Drosophila takahashii, 1230 nucleotides long. RefSeq names its product stand still (gene stil). The record is from RefSeq and is a predicted model, not a curated record. NCBI's taxonomy places the organism in Eukaryota, Metazoa, Arthropoda, Insecta, Diptera, Drosophilidae.